AUGUCCUCCUUCCUGGUCUCCUCAUGGACCCUGCGGAACCGGCUCCGAGAGUCAAAGAGAAGAGGACUCUGGUCACGAACUGAGGGAGCGCGGGCGGAGAGAGGAGGUCUAGGCGGGGCGUCCCUGGGCCUGGAGGGCCUCGAACUGGUGGGUACACCCCUUUCGGUGGCCGACCGGCGCGGAGAGAGAGCUGCGGCGCGUUGGUCAUCCUGGGGACGACCGCAGGUGAUGAGGCAUGGGAAGAGUAUCAAGUCUCUUGCUGGUGGGUCCUGUCAUGGCUCAGUGCUGGUCCUGUUGGCUAACAGUGUGGUCCUGUCAUGGCUCAGUGUGGUCCUGAUGGCUCAGGUGGUUCUGUAUGGCUCAGUUGGUCUGUAUGGCUCAGGCCUUCAGUGUAAGCUCAGUGUGGUCCUGUAUGGGCUCAGUGUAUGGCUCAGCUGUGGUCUGGUAUGGCUCAGUGCUGAUCUGUAUGGCUCAGUGUAUGGGCUCAACAGUUGGGGUCGUAUGGCUCAGUGUAUGCUCAGUGGGUCCUGUAUGGCUCAGUGUGGUCCUGUAUGCUUCAGUGUGGUCCUGUAUGCUCGUGUGGUCCUUCGUGGAUCCUGUAUGGCUCAGUUAUGGCUCAGUGUGGUCCUGUAUGCGCUCAGUGAUUGGCUCAGUGUCGGUCCCCUGUUUGGCUCAGUGUAUGGCCUCAGGCAGCGCAGCGGCCUCGUCGACACCUAUGGCCGUUGCACUCUGAAGCACGGGCGGCCCCGGGGGUUGGACCGUGGCUGGCCCCCCUCCAGGGCGCACAGCUUCAUCGGCCCCACAGAGGUGAUUGCCGUGGUGAUGGACAUGUUUACAGACGUGGAUCUGUUUGCUGACUUGCUGGAUGCCACGGCGCGUAACGUCCCCGUCUACAUCCUAUUGGACGAACAGAACGCCCAUCACUUCGUCUCCAUGGUGUCUAACUGCAAGAUCAACCUUGACCUUGUCCAUAUGAUGCGUGUGCGGACUGUGUCGGGGAUGACGUAUUUCUGUCGGACAGGGAUGUCGUUUAAAGGACAGGUGAAAGACCGCUUCCUAUUGGCUGACUGCAGGGCCGUGCUCAGCGGAAACUACAGUUUCAUGUGGUCCUAYGAGAAGCUGCAUCGCUGCAUCGCUCAUCUCUUCCUGGGAGAACUAGUCACCACCUUYGACGAGGAGUUCCGCAUCCUGUUCGCCCAAUCACAGCCUCUCACCGUAGACCACGCCCUAGUGCCCGUGUCCUCUGACAGCAGCAGCAGCAGUUACUACGGCAACCAGUUCGGGAUGAAGGGGCCUCAUCGACACCCUCGGGGUUUCCAACGACACACCCCAGAACUUACGGGCUUCCCCUUCGGAGGAGGAGAAACUGAACGUUCUGCAUUGCGUAGGGAUGACCUGUUCCGACAUGCCAUAGAAUCCGGAGGAGGACUGAAUCUUGGGACGUUUGCAGCGUCGCAGCAGUUCAGGAUGCAGCAGUCCUUCCUGGAACAGGGCCGCUCCAUGGUCUCCAGGCAGAUGGAGAUAAGKGCCAGUGACUAUAAGGGUCAAAGCAACGCAGAGGGAACCCAGGAGAGCUACUCCUCUUCCAGACAGUACAUGAAGCACAGAGUCAUCAACAACCAGGAGGAGACAGAGCAGCACUACCACAGGGAGCAGAGCCAGUCCAGCCACUACUACCAGGGUGGUGAGGGACCUGGGUUAAUGCCGGGGCUGGGGCUAGGCUCAGGGCUAGGAGGACAUGGGUCAGGACAUGGGUCAGGCCAUGGACGCUACGACAGACUGAGGAACAGACCAGCGCUGGACCAGUACUCUGACUCAGGCUACCCCCAUGAGGAACCUCCUGGUCCAGAGGACUACGGCAGAGACUACCUCUCCUCUCAGGACCUGAAACACAACCCGGGACCACCACCGGCAGGGGGGAGGUACGGAGGUGGCAGCGACCACAAGAGGCCGACGGUGGGCCAGCCCUACGUCUGCCAGUCCUCCCCCACCCAUCCCAACCCCYCAGAGAAGCAGCUGUUCCCYGUCCCAGCAGAGGCAGACCAGGACCCCAAAGUCAGACAGGGCCUCCGUAGCUGGAGGAUCAACUCCUACCUCAGCACCCACGAAGACACAGGAGAGGAGGGGCUGGCACAACCUCUGGGCCCUGAUGCUUUCCAAGACCCAGAGUCUGAGGGGAAACCAUUCGCCAGUGAGGGGUCUGUAUCCCGCUUUGAAGCGAGAGAGCCUCCGGAUGUCCCCUCCAAGCCUAGACCGGAUAUCCGACCGUCACGGUACGGCAAGCCCUUCAUGCCCGAGGGCACGAGAAAGGACGGGGCCGACAGCAGGACCAWAGAGCGGGAGAGAGCGAGAGAGAAAGACCGAGAGAGGGAGAGGGAGGUUGGGGGGARGGAGGUUGGGGUGGAUGUGGAGAUGCCAUCGUCGAGGGAGACUUCGGGAGAGGUUGUGCUCUCCAAACACGAGUCGUUCCGGACACGGAUCAACCCGAUGCUCCAGAGGAGUUCCCGGCUGCGCUCCUCCCUCAUCUUCUCCUCCUCCAAGACGGAGACCCACCUGGGAGGCCUGGGCAUGAAGGUGGCCAAUGAGGAGGAUGAGGAAUCCGACAUGCUUCGCACCACCUCCAUCGUCCAACAGAUCCUGGAGAAGAGAUUUACCCGGGAACCCUUCGAGUGGCGGAAGAAGGCAGAGGAGAACGAGAGAGAGAAGAAGAAGAAGGCAGAGGAGAACGAGAGAGAGAAGAAGAAGGAAGACGAAGGGAAAGAGGUUGGGUUGAAAGAGGCUGUGCCCCCCAAAGUCGCGCCAGCAUCUGUAGAUCCCCCCCAGCCGUUGAACAUGAAUGACCCUGCCAAUAGACUGCAGUACUUCAAGGAGCUGGCUGCUAAGAGAAAUGCAUCCAAAGAGGCCGCGAUGAAAGAACCACUUCAGAAGACACCAGACCUCUCAAACACGACUUCUUCCACCACCACCUCCUCCACCACCACAUCUUCCCCCACCACCUCCUCCUCCUCCACCACCACCUACUCCACCACCACCUCUUCCCCCACCACCACCUCCUCCACCACCACCUCAGCCCCCAAACUCCCCUCGUUCUCUGUGACUGCUUCAGAGCCUGCCCCGAUGAAACCACAAGUCCCAGCCAUACUAGAGCGAACACGCAAACUGUCCAUCACCUCAAGAUUCAAAACCUUUGAGCCUUCUACUACCACAGUCCAGAGGAAAGACAGCAGCUCAGAGUCACAGAGGACAGACAGCAGCUCGGAGUCACAGAGGAAAGACAGCAGCUCUGAGUCACAGAGGANAGACAGCAGCUCUGAGUCACAGAGGAAAGACAGCAGCUCUGAGUCACAGAGGACAGACAGCAGCUCGGAGUCACAGAGGAAAGACAGCAGCUCUGAGUCACAGAGGACAGACAGCAGCUCUGAGUCACAGAGGACAGACAGCAGCUCGGAGUCACAGAGGAAAGACAAGGAGCCCAGUAAGACUCUGAAGCCUUUCUCUUCUCUGAAGCCUUUCUCUUCUCUGAGGCCGUUCAAGAGCUCCAACCCUCGCCGCGUCUCCUGUGACGUGGAAACGCUAACAACAGACGCCACGGACGCGGAGAAAAGCGAGCUGAAAAAAUCUCGCUCCCAAAGCUUGUCCAGUAUGUCUCGCGCUGAGUCCAAGGAGAUAAAGAACCUGGGCUCCAACACCUCCCUCAACACCCUGGGAGGGGAGGGAAAGGCCGACACCAAGCCCCUAGACUUCCUCAAGAAGCAGACCCAAAGACUCAAAGGCUUCCUGGCACCCAAGGACAAGAAGAGCUCUGUUGGUGCGACAUCGGUUUCCAGCGGAGACAACAARACGAUGAGAACUGUGGUGGAGAGCUCCGAGGAGUCUGGGGCCGCAGCUACACGCCUAGGCUCCUCUUCCGCUGCCGACGCUAAAGCCACAGACUACGUCACUUCCUCAGACAAUCACAAAAUGGCAGGUCCGUCUCGAUACCAGACCUCCAGCGGCUCSGUUCUGUUCAGUAGCAACCUGAGAGAUGACACCAAGGUCAUCCUGGAACAGAUUUCUGCCAACAGCCAGAAAAAACGUCUGGAGAGAGGAGGAGGAGAGGAGGCCGGAGGGGAGAAGGGGGUAGACAUGGCAGGAGAGAAAGGAGGGUUGGAGAGGAAUCCGUCGCUUGGGAGGAACCGCUUCCUACGGCCCCAGAGCAACCCUCAGGAGAGAGACAGCCUGCUGAAGAGGAUGGAGAGCAUGAGGAAGGAGAAGAAGGUCUACAGCCGUUUUGAGGUACUCUACUGUCAUAGACAGGAGGUCUGAAGGGAGGAAGAGGAG
This is a messenger RNA of Salvelinus sp. IW2-2015, 4320 nucleotides long. NCBI's taxonomy places the organism in Eukaryota, Metazoa, Chordata, Actinopteri, Salmoniformes, Salmonidae. The record is from RefSeq and is a predicted model, not a curated record.